GAAUAUUUUAGUUCUCUUCCACCAAUCCUUCCAGUGAAAGGAAAUUGAAACUCUAACUUGUCUACUGACACUUCUGUCUUUGUGGCCACAGUGAGGAGGAAAACCCAUAUAUGGGUGUGAUGCUUAUUGCAAUUAUAGUGACAGGAACUGCUGUACCAAUCAAAUCAGACCCCAGUUUCAAAGCAUCCAAUCAGAGGUGAGUCUGAAUCUGCUUUUACACUGCACACACGAGUUCACUCCCUCACUAUCACUUCAUCUGAACAGGAACAAUGAUUUCACUCUUUGUAGCUCUUUGUCUCUUUACAUCAGUGAAACCUUCUAACAUCAAGGAGCUUCAGGUGCAGAAAAAAAAGUUUGGAGAAAGUGUUAUUAUAAAAUGUGACUUGUCCGGUGAUAAUGAUUUAAUUUGGUAUAAACAGGAUUUUGGAAAAGUUCCUCAGAUUGUAGUGAGACGAGCUCAGAGCACAUUCAGAUACAGUGAAGGAUUUACAGAUGGACGCUUCAGUAUUAGUGAUAAAAAUCAGUUUAUUCUUACCAUUAAAGACCUGAAAGAAGAGGAUACAGGAACAUAUUUCUGUGCAGAAGUGCUGAAAUCUUCACAAAUCUUUGGAUCUGGAACCCUUUUGAUUGUUGAAGCUGAGGAGAUGAAACGACUUCCUCCGACUGUAACGCUGAUGGAGAACGGAGACUCGCUCACACUCCAGUGUUCAGUACAAGAGUUUACUUCAAGCUGUGGAGACCAGAGUGUGUACUGGUUCAGACACGACUCAGGAGAAUCUCCUCCAGGAAUCGUUUACACUCAUGGAGACGGCAGUGAUGAGUGUAAGAAGAACUCUGAGGCUGGUUCUCCUCCACAGAGCUGUGUCUACACUCUCCCCAAGAGGAAGCUCCAGACCUCUGAUAAGGGAACGUUCUACUGUGCUGUGGCUGCGUGUGGACAAAUCCUCUUUGGGAAUGGAACUGAAGUUAAAGAAGCAGGUUACAGAAGUACUGAUCAGAUGCAUGUGUUCUUGCUGCUCUCCAUUAUUAGAGUUGGAGUUUUUACCCUUAUGCUCAUUAUCUUUACAGUAAUCCUUAUAUUUGUAAAAUUAAGAUGAAAGUAAAGAAUGUAUGAGUGUUAAUUACAGUCUUGUGGUAUUUGAGCUCAGUAUCUUAUCUACUUACAAUGACUCAAAUCAUUUUUAGACACAAACCCAUCACAUGAAUCCAUCACUGCUCAUUGCUUAUCGAGACUGUACAUGGAAUGAGAUUUUUCUACUGUCAAACUAUAUUAUUUAUUUAAACAAAAUAUAAAAGGAAUGUAUAAUGCAGAGAUAAAUCCUUUUAAGUUACCUUUAUUAAAAAAAAAAAAAUUCUAAUUUCAAUGUAUUGGAUCAUAUGUAACAGAAACUGUUUAUUAUAGUAAAUGUUUGUGAAUAAGUGUAUGAUUUGUAAUAAAA
Silurus meridionalis is the source of this 1439-nucleotide messenger RNA. RefSeq lists its product as uncharacterized. Bases 270 to 1097 code for a protein of 275 amino acids. The record is from RefSeq and is a predicted model, not a curated record. Gene Ontology annotation, biological process: response to bacterium. NCBI's taxonomy places the organism in Eukaryota, Metazoa, Chordata, Actinopteri, Siluriformes, Siluridae. The transcript has 4 exons.